UGCCAAGUCUUUGUCCGGAACUCGCAAUUCUAGCUAUCCACAAGGAUUUAGCUAGGCGCUUAGCCUCUGGACUUCAGCACGCAUAGAAUACAGUCUAGUGUCCUGUCUGUCAAAAAACUGUAGCUCGCUGAAGGUUGCAAAAACGUUUGGUCAACUUUCAGUUUUUUUUUUUCUUUUCGCCCAUCAUUGUCCUUCGUUGGAACCGAAGUCGAGGUGGAUGCAACUUUACAGACGGACAUUGUAAAAAUAAGUUUGGCUGUUUUCGUUUGGUUGCCUAUUUUAGGAAAGUGGUAACGUUAACCUUAAGUUUGAAACCAAUGUUUUUUUUGCUUGCUUUGUGUUUCUAUGGGAGAGUCUGGAACUCGAAAUACAUUCUGAAGACAAAAACCGAGACUUUUUUUUUUUUUUUACAACAUUGCCUUUUUUUCUAUAUGUAUAGUUUUAAGGUGGCCCAAGCACGGUUGUGAAUUUAGAAUCCGGUUAGCUAGUCAACCAAUUUGCAACUGUUAAGAGCUUUAGCUAGUAGCCAGCGAAGUGCAAGGAAAUCCCCGUCUCCAUGUGGAAAUCCCAACGUGCGAGUUGAAACUGUCCUAGUAACCUAAUAGAACUGAACGCUUUUCUCGUGUUUUUGUGUGCCCAUAAUACACUUAUUUAACGGAUUCAAUAAACACGAUGUUAGUGUUCUCAACGGUUUACACAUUGGCCGUGCUUUUUGUUUCGACGAAGGCUGAGCCCAACUCGAAAAGCUGCAAUGAAGUUAGGGCUGCAUACAGUUCCAAAGGCUUCAAUGUCAAUGACGUUCCAAACAAAGGGGUGCACGGAGCCCCCCUAAAGGUGUGUCCCCAGGGCUACUCAUGCUGUACCCUGGAGAUGGAGGAAAAGCUGAGCCAGCAGAGCCACUCAGACCUGAAGGCCCCCGUCUCCCAGCUCAGCUCCAACCUACAGAGCAUCUUCAAACAGAGGCACAGACACUUUGACCAGUUCUUCCGUGAGUUGCUGGACAACGCGGAACACUCGCUCAACGACAUGUUCGUGCGCACGUACGGCCUGAUGUACGUGCAUAAUGCCGAGCUAUUCAAGCACUUCUUCCAGGAGCUGAAGCGCUACUACAUGUCGGGCAGCGGGGCGGUCAACCUGGACUCCAUGCUGUCUGACUUCUGGGAAGACCUCCUGGAGAGGAUGUUCCAAUUGGUCAACGUCCAGUACGAGUUCAGUGACGCCUACAUGGAGUGCGUCAGCCGCCACACCGAGCAACUGAAACCGUUUGGUGACGUGCCGCGCAAGCUCCGCCUCCAGCUGACACGGGCCUUUGUUGCGGCACGCACCUUCACCCGCGGACUGGCUCUCAUGCCCGAGGUGGUCAACAAAGUCUCCACGGUCAGUGCAUCCCCUAGCUGUGUGCGGGCAGCCAUGAAGAUGUUGUACUGUCCCUACUGCAAAGGCCAGGUGGCCCUCAAGCCUUGCCAGAACUACUGUCUCAACGUGAUGCGUGGCUGUCUGGCCAACCAGGCCGACCUCGACACAGAGUGGAACAACUUCCUGGAUGCCAUGUUGAGUCUGGCUGAGAGGCUGGAGGGGCCCUUCAAUUUUGAGUCUGUGAUGGACCCCAUUGACGUUAAGAUCUCUGAGGCCAUCAUGAACAUGCAGGAGAACAGCAUGCAGGUGUCACAGAAGGUGUUCCAGGGGUGUGGUCAGCCUAAACCAAGUAAAGGUUUCCGGUCGCGUCGCUCAGUCAAGGAGACAGGAUUCACUGGUCGCUUUCGUCCCUACAGCCCCGACGCACGGCCCACUACUGCUGCUGGCACCAGCCUGGACAGACUGACGACAGACGUGAAGAAAAGGCUGAAGCAUGCUAAGAAGUUCUGGUCCACGCUGCCAGAGACCGUGUGUACUGGGGAGAGGAUUAUGUCGAGGGAUGACUGUUGGAACGGAACAGCAACGAGCAGGUACGAGUCUGUUGUCAUGGGCAACGGAUUGGCCAAUCAGGUGUCCAACCCGGAUGUGGAAGUGGACAUUACAAAGCCAGACGUGGUGAUUCGCAGUCAGAUCGCAGUGUUGAAGGAAAUGACCAGCUGGCUGAAGGCUGCCCAAAGCGGCAAUGACAUCUCCAUCAACCAAGGUGAGGAUGAUGAGGAUGGUAGCGGAGGAGAGGAGAGCGGCAGCAGCGGCUGUGACUCUCCGUCCUGUGAGGCGGACCGGGACAUCUACUUCUCCACCCCACCCAUCCCCAUCAACCCCCGCGUGGUCAAGGUGGUGCACCAGGAAACGACUGGUGGAGGCAGUGUGGCACAUGGGAGCAUGGCACUGGCACUCUGUGUGCUCACCCUGGCCCUGCUCGCCCCCCACUGGAGAUAAACGGCCAAGGGAGGGAAAGGGAGAGAGAGUGAGAAAGUAAGACGGAGAGAAGGGGAAAAACUGUCAGAGACUUUUAAAAAGACUGCCUUCAGGACCUCGGUCUGCCCGCCAUCAUGUGGAAGACUCUUGAGUUAUUAUAUAACUUUUAAUUUUUUGUUUGUUUUUAUAAAAAUGGACAAUAGUGUACAGCGAUUUUCUUCAAAAAUGUUCACCACUUUUUUUUUUUUUUUUUUUUUGUUGUCCUGAUUAACUGAUUCACUGCUUGUGGCACCUUUGAGCUAGAAUCCCUCCCGCCACAUCACCAACAGUGUUUUGAGUUCUUCCAUUUUAUCCCAUUAUUCAAAUUUUUGUUGUCCAUGUAUCUGAGAGUUAGUCAAAUUCGAAGCAGGAUAUGGUUUGUGUGUUUCUGUGUUUUGUAGUGUGUUAUAAAAAUUAAGCCCUCUAUUCACCAAUGCAUUCCCCUUACCAAGAAAACAACUAAGGAUCAAUGUAGCAAGUAUUCCUGGUUUGUCAGUGUAUGUGUGUCCAUAUUGGUUUUUCUGUUUGUGUGCUUGUUUGUGUGUAUGAGUGAGAGUGCUUCCUUUUUAGAUAUAUUGGCAGUAUCUUCGGGCUGGCCAGGGAUGAAUGUGGCUAUGCCAGAAAAGAGAACAUCUUGGUUACAUGUUGAAGCUCUAGACUGGCUCUGAGCUAAGAGUACAGUAGUUCUGUGGGAAAAUACUAAGAAGUUACAGGGCUGAUGUUUAGAUGGUUCGAUAGGAGAUUGAACUAGCUGGCGAGGGGUUCUGGGGGAUUCUGUGUGCCCAGGUGUGCAUCCAUAAUGUGGAAGGAGUACCACAUCCCAAACGACACUCUCAAAUACAAAACCAGUCCACUGAGAUCAUACCUCGUGUGUUCUCUGAAUCAUCAUUAUACACAAGCAGUGUUGAAAUUGAAAGUGUCUGAUGGAGGGGGGAGGUCCUGAUGUAGGCUAGAAGAGAAAGCUGGUGACUUGAGAGGAGGGACCCCCCUCCCUGUCAUUCCCCUAUAGAAGGCAGAGCUGACAAAGAGCAGUCCUCAGUGUCCUGGGGCAGAGAGUCUAUUCAGUUCAGAGCAGACUCAGACUCUGCACAGUCUGUCUUACAUAUGAUAAAAUGACAUGAUCUUGACAGGGAGUAGCUUGUAUGUCCAAAUGUUUGAGAUGUAGCAGAAAAGAGAAACCAAGAAACAGUUGAGUGACUUUGCGAAUUGAAUCGGAGAUGAGAGAAACGUGGAGAAUGAGUAUGAUGAAAUUGUAACACAGGGUUUUAUAUUGAGGAAGUGUUCUAAUUGUUUGUCAUUUUUUGGUAUGUGUGUGUGUAUAUAUAUAUAUAUAUAUAUAUGUAUACACACACACACACACACACACACACA
This is a messenger RNA of Coregonus clupeaformis (lake whitefish), 3744 nucleotides long. Its product is annotated as glypican-4-like. Lineage: Eukaryota; Metazoa; Chordata; Actinopteri; Salmoniformes; Salmonidae. Gene Ontology annotation, biological process: cell migration; regulation of signal transduction; regulation of protein localization to membrane. Bases 673 to 2355 code for a protein of 560 amino acids. Gene Ontology annotation, cellular component: synapse; extracellular region; cell surface. The record is from RefSeq and is a predicted model, not a curated record. The transcript has 9 exons.